Molecule: messenger RNA, 2078 nt
Organism: Dromiciops gliroides (monito del monte)
Lineage: Eukaryota; Metazoa; Chordata; Mammalia; Microbiotheria; Microbiotheriidae
Gene: IRF8
Product: interferon regulatory factor 8
Exons: 9
Coding region: 102-1382 (426 amino acids)
Biological process (GO): immune system process; regulation of transcription by RNA polymerase II
Cellular component (GO): nucleus
Molecular function (GO): RNA polymerase II cis-regulatory region sequence-specific DNA binding; DNA-binding transcription factor activity, RNA polymerase II-specific; protein binding
Source: RefSeq, a predicted model, not a curated record
CCCUGGACUCCCCAAUUACUCGCUAACUCCCGACAGCUGCAGCGGGGAAAGCUGCUCCGGGCUAGGACCUUUUUCUGGACGGACGACUGCUGCCUAACAGGAUGUGUGACAGAAAUAGUGGAAGGCGGCUCCGGCAGUGGCUGAUUGAACAAAUAGACAGUAAUAUGUAUCCUGGUCUUAUCUGGGAAAAUGAGGAGAAAAGCAUGUUUCGAAUCCCUUGGAAACAUGCCGGCAAGCAGGAUUAUAAUCAGGAGGUGGAUGCUUCAAUUUUCAAGGCCUGGGCAGUUUUUAAAGGAAAGUUUAAAGAAGGGGACAAAGCUGAACCAGCCACUUGGAAGACUAGGUUACGCUGUGCAUUGAACAAGAGUCCAGAUUUUGAGGAGGUGACAGACCGAUCCCAACUGGACAUUUCUGAGCCAUACAAAGUUUAUCGCAUCGUUCCCGAAGAAGAGCAAAAAUGCAAAAUAGGGAUGGCAAACAGCAGCACUGUGAAUGAAGUCACUGACAUGAAUUGUGGUCGAUCCGAAAUAGAAGAUCUGAUGAAAGAGCCCUCGGUAGAUGAAUACCUUGGCAUAAUCAAAAGGAGUCCUUCGCCCCAGGAGGCCUGUAGAAGCCAACCAAUUCCAGACUGGUGGAUACAGCAAUCCAGCACAGCCAUACCCUUGAUGACUGGGUACCCUGCCUAUGAAUCUCACCAUUCAGCUUACUCCCAGAUGAUGAUCAGCUUUUAUUAUGGAGGAAAACUAGUGGGCCACACCACCACCACUUACCCCGAGGGCUGUCGGAUCUCGCUGAGUCUGCCACCUCAGCACCUUGAGAAGAUGUAUGGCUCCGAAAGCUUGGAGCACAUUCGCUUCCCACCCGCAGAUAUCAUUCAAAAUGACCGUCAGAAGCAAGUCACCAAGAAACUGUUUGGCCACCUGGAGCGUGGAGUCCUGUUACACAGCAACAAAACAGGCAUCUUCAUCAAGAGGCUGUGCCAGGGAAGAGUCUUCUGCAGUGGAAACUCCAUGAUGUUUAAGGACAGGCCCAACAAAUUGGAGCGAGAUGAAGUGGUCAAGAUUUUUGACACAAACCAGUUUUUCAGGGAACUGCAGCAGUUUUACAACAACCAAAAUCAGCUUCCUGACAGCAGAGUGAUGCUAUGUUUUGGUGAAGAGUUCCCUGACAUGACUCCAUUGCGCUCCAAACUCAUCCUUGUCCAGGUAGAGCAGCUCUAUGUACGGCAACUGAGGGAUGAGGCUGGAAAAAACUGCAGCAAUGGCCUCAUGUUCCAGUCUCCAGAGGAUGUAGCUCAGCCCGAUCAGGUCUUCAGAUUCCAGGAUAUCUGUGGACCUCAUCAAAGGCCCUUUUAUAGAGAAAACCAGCAAAUCACUGUCUAGAGACCCCUUGUGCCUCUUUCUCGUCCCACUGGGCUCCACUCUUCACUUCAUUUGCCGUCAUUGUACUAUCAAUAACAUCCCUGUUUCAGGGAUUUUUGGAGGGGGGGGGGUUCCUGUAGGGAAUUCAUUUGGGGAGAACUAUUCUGAUCAGGUCCUUUAAAAACUAAGGGUCUUUAAAAGAUGAAGUUUCAAAGAGAAAUGAGCUCAUUUCCCUAACCAAUCCUUGAUGGGUUUUGGUGACUAGAACAAGACUGUCCAGAUUUGUAGAUAUUGUAAAGACAAGCUAUUAUUUUCUUCAUGUUAUUUGAUUGUCAUUUGCACUGAAUUUUUUUCCUUCUGAAUUUUGAAAUUGUUGACAUUUCCAGGGCCUAGGAAUUGCUGUACAAAUAUUUAGUGUUGGUAGAAUAAAUAGUUCAGUUGAUAGAGCAGUACACUUGGUCAGGAAAACCUGAAUUAAAACCCUGGCUCAGAUAGCUAUAUUUUCACUUUAUUUGUUGUUGUUUUUUAACCUUUCUUGUGGUUUUUCCCUUUUGUUCUGAUUCUUCUUUUACAAAAUGCCUAAUAUGGACUUACGGAAUUAGUAUGGAAUUAUAACAUGAUUGUAAAUAUAUACAACCUAUAUCUGAUUGCUUGCUGUCUUGGGGAGGGGGGAGAGAAGGGAAGGAGAGAGAAAGAUUUGGAACUCAAAAUCUUACA